Molecule: messenger RNA, 1523 nt
Organism: Toxotes jaculatrix (banded archerfish)
Lineage: Eukaryota; Metazoa; Chordata; Actinopteri; Toxotidae
Product: periphilin-1
Exons: 7
Coding region: 326-1189 (287 amino acids)
Biological process (GO): negative regulation of DNA-templated transcription; protein localization to heterochromatin; negative regulation of gene expression, epigenetic
Cellular component (GO): nucleoplasm
Source: RefSeq, a predicted model, not a curated record
GGGUGAACUGCGCCUGCGUGGAUUCAGCAGAAACGCCUGACUUUUUUUUCUUGUUUUGCUCGUUUCAUGAUAAGUCUUCAUGUGUCCACGGCCGCAGUCUGGACCUGAUUGGGCGGCUGUAGAAAAAGGAAGUAAAAACAUGUUGCGCUGUUUCCCUGCGCAUCAGCCCUCAGAGAGCGCAGGUUAUUUGUCGACGGUGUGAGAUGUUAAACUUUUUGAAACCUGUCGGCACAGUGAAGGCUGUGAGCUAACUAGACUCACUUCACCAGAGAUUAAUGUGAGAGUUCAUACGCGCUUCCAGGUUUAUUUCGGAGUCAAGUCAUUCAUGCACAACGAACAACUCUUCAAGCAGGAAGAAAUGGAUCAUGUGCGACCGCAGGACACCUCGCAAAGCAAGGGCUCUACCUUGUGGUACAGGGAAUGCGGUGAUGAGCCUCUUGACAAGAGGCCCACAGACAGCUCUGUGUCUCCCAGUCAGGACAUGAAGAGGCCGAUCAGAAGAGUUCAAAGUCCUUCCAGGCCGAGGGCAUGGUUGUCCAAUUCUUACAAACCAAAGCUUGGAGGGCGAUUCUACAGACCUCAUUUUUCGAGGAAUGACCAUUCAUUCUACAAACCUGCCUUUGGCAACCAGAGGUACCACCACUCUAACCCCCGGGGUUACUUCAACCAGAGAGAUCACUUCCAGCCUAAAUUUCACCACAUCAUGCUGAGGGAGAGGGAGUGGGAGAAGGAGCGGUACGAGCGGAGAGAGAGCGCCGACAGAGGUUCACCCCCAAAACAAAACAAGACUACUAGACUUUUCUUACCCAGGUCCACCUCCAGCAGAGACAAGGACAUGCAGUUCACUGUUUGUCAGAGCGACAGGAACCAAAGCAGAGAGAGAGAUCACAGAGGGACCAAAAGCAAAGAAAGGGAACAAAGCAGAGACGGGGAGCUCCCUUCAACUGUGAGCCAGACGGCGGCACGAGACAGAGCCAUCCAACAGAAGAGGAGAGAGAUAGAUGAGGUGUACUAUCAGGAGUGUGAAAUGUUUGGCCUUGUGACAAAGAUGCUCAUAGAAAAGGAUCCGUCCCUGGAGUGUCCCAUCCAGUCUUCACUGCAGGAGAACCUCAGGGAUAUAGGCAAACGCUGUGUGGAAGCCAUGGAGAAAUUUAUAGAGGAUUAUGACUCCAGGGAGCAGUUGUACUAAUCAGACACACACUGCUGCCUGUCUUCCUACCAUAGAUCCUUAUGGUAAAACUGUUCAGAAUUUUACUUCAGGUAACCGAAUGCUGGUUUUGUGUUUUUAUUUGCCUGGAUAAAGCCCUUCUCUGUGCACUGGUGGAAAAUGAAAAGGCAACUUUGAUUGUGAUUUGAAGAUUUAAUAUUGAUUCUAAUUUUGAGAAUGUAAUGUGAAUUCGCUAGUUGUAUUGCUUGUAUAAGUGUUCUUAUGAGGAAGUCAAACAUUUAUUUUGCUUAAUUUCUUAUAGUUUACUUUUCAAUAAUUUAAAUUUGUUUACAGCAUAUUAAACGUCAUGUGACUG